Saccostrea echinata is the source of this 3011-nucleotide messenger RNA. RefSeq names its product WD repeat domain phosphoinositide-interacting protein 2-like. Lineage: Eukaryota; Metazoa; Mollusca; Bivalvia; Ostreida; Ostreidae. The record is from RefSeq and is a predicted model, not a curated record. Gene Ontology annotation, cellular component: phagophore assembly site membrane; extrinsic component of membrane; cytosol. Gene Ontology annotation, biological process: protein localization to phagophore assembly site; nucleophagy; protein lipidation. The coding region runs from base 128 to 1447 and encodes 439 amino acids. Gene Ontology annotation, molecular function: protein binding; phosphatidylinositol-3-phosphate binding; phosphatidylinositol-3,5-bisphosphate binding. The transcript has 11 exons.
UUGCAAAUUGUAAAUACAAAACAAAUGGCGACAUAAACGUCAUUUUCCUGAAAAAGAAAUUAUACUUAUUUACACUUUCAGGACGGAUUACCUUUACUCUGGUGUGGCCAACAGUUUUUCUGGCCUCAUGAACCUCGCAACUAAAACCGGGGACGAACAGUCUGACCUCCUGUUUGUGAAUUUUAAUCAAGAUUGCACGUCGCUAGCAGUUGGAACAAGAACCGGUUACAAAUUAUUUUCUUUGAGUUCGGUCGACAAGUUGGAACAAAUUUACGAUAAUGAAAGUGAAGACAUUUGUAUAGUUGAAAGACUUUUCUCCAGUAGUUUAGUUGCCAUAGUAAGUUUAUCCUCUCCAAGAAAAUUAAAAGUCUGCCAUUUCAAGAAGGGAACUGAGAUUUGUAACUACAGUUACUCCAAUUCUAUUUUAGCUGUGCGUCUAAACAGACAAAGGCUGAUAGUAUGUUUAGAAGAGAGUUUAUACAUCCACAAUAUACGGGAUAUGAAGGUUCUGCACACUAUCCGUGACACACCCCCUAACCCUCAUGGAUUGUGUGCUUUGUCCAUCAACAAUGACAACUGUUUUCUGGCAUAUCCAGGAAGUAACCAAAUUGGGGAGGUGCAAAUAUUUGACACAAUCAAUUUGAGGGCAGUAACCAUGAUACCGGCACAUGAUAAUCCCCUAGCAUCACUCGCUUUCAAUGCUCAAGGAACAAAAUUAGCUACUGCCUCUGAGAAGGGUACAGUUAUAAGGGUGUUCUCAAUCCCUGAUGGACAGAAGCUGUUUGAGUUCAGAAGGGGUGUGAAGAGGUGUGUGAGUAUAUAUUCCCUAGCCUUCAGUGCAGAUUCCCUAUUUCUGUCGGCAUCCAGCAACACAGAGACUGUACACAUAUUUAAAUUGGAGGCCCCCAAAGACAGGCCCACUGAACAGGAACCCCAGGGCUGGAUGGGCUAUUUCGGUCAAGCCUUGAAGUCCUCUGCUACCUACUUACCUAGUCAGAUGACCGAGAUGUUCAACCAGGGCCGAGCUUUUGCCACUGCCCGCUUACCCAACUCAGGAUUGCACAAUGUUUGUGCUCUGGCCACGAUUCAAAAGGUCCCAAGACAGCUGGUUGUUUCACAAGAUGGUUAUCUGUACAUUUAUAACCUGGAUCCCAAUGAAGGUGGAGAGUGCAUGCUUCUACGACAACACAGGCUUGAUGGCAGAGCAGGGGAUAGUCCUGUGCCAGAUGUCACCUCUCCUGAUCGACCUUUAACCCAUCCCUCAACUGGAACAAGUUAUGCUUCUUCGGUCAAGAAACCUGAGUCUUCAGUUGUACCUCCAGAAUCACAACCAUACCAAGAACUCGAGCACGGAACCACAGGGCAGGAAGGGGAGGGUCCAGGCCUGGGUCAUCUAAGACUGGAUGAUGAUAAUGAGUUUCCUCCUAUGACACAUAAGAGUGAUUAAAGAAAUACUUGUCAAUCAUUCAAUACAGCAAAAAUACAUGAUUGAAAUGAAAUGGAAGUACAUUUACUCCAUCUUGUAGACUAUUUUUUCUGGGUCAGUGUGACACUUAGACCAAGAACAAAGGUACGAUACACAAGUAUUCAUAUUUGUGGGAUUUUUCUUUUGUCACACUUGGUUGUUUACAGUUGUGCAAUGUUCAACUAAUUGCAUUAAAUAUGGAUUGUAAAAAUAUGGUUGAGGGUGCAUUUUUUGUACCAAAUGCAGUGAUUAGAAAUUUGUAAUGAACUUAAACAACGUAAUUAGAUAAAACAUAUGUGUGUCAGAAGUACAGUUAAUGUCAAGAUAUUUAUUUGAAAGAAUACAAAGUAUUUUUUUUUUUAAUUUCCAGAAGAUAAGAACGAGAAGUAAAAUGAAGCAUAUGAUAAACUCAAUCUAAUCUGUCAAGGAUUUUUUUUUUCUGUUUUUUUGUUUUUGUUUUUAUGAUGCAAGGCCAACAGGCUGUACUUAUGCAUUAUUGUGAAUUAAUUUUUUUAAUAGAAAAAAAUAUACCUAAAAUACAUGUACAUGUAUCUGUAUUUUAAUCCAGUAAAUGCAAUGAUUAUACUUCUCUGGUGCAUGCAACCAAAAGUGGACAAAAAUUCUUAGGGUACUGAUUAUCAUAUAAAAUGCCUAUGGGUUGGGCAAUAACUUUUCAUUUAGAUCCACUCCAUGUAAACUUGUGGUACAAGGGGAAAAAACACAAACAUGAAAGACUGUAGGUGCAUUUGAGUUCAAGCAAGCCAUGCAUUACUUAGUAGACCUUGAAAUAAUUUCCCUUUUGUCUACUGGAUAAUUACAUUUAGUGGAAGAAAGAAAUACCAUGCUUAAAAAAGAGAAAGAAAAGCAUUUUCCAUCCCUAAAAAAACUGAAUGUAGAUGAAUAAACACAUGUAAAACAUGUACAAGUGUGUAUUGUGUAACGUUGUUGUUUUGUAGCCUGAUGUGCUCUUGUAAAGAUUUUUUUAUGCUUAAACAAAGGAUAAGUUUAUAAAUAUCCAUGUUUAUGCACAUGAUGUGUAAAAGAUUUUCACAGUAUACUAAAUGUCUUCUUUCACUGUGUUUUUACAAUUUUUAUUGUGCUAAACAAGUGGAAUUUACUUCUUGAACAUUCUUUGUGAUUAAUUUUCUGUCUUCCAAGUUUGUUUUCUGUACAAUGUAAAGUAAAUCCAACCUCCCUUUUAAUUACAGAAACUUUAAAGCAAUUGAAAUAUUUAUUUCAUCAAUUGUGUGAAUGGAGGUAUUGCUAAGAAUAUGUGAUAAUGAAAGAUUGGAGAGGAAUUUUUCAUUGUUGUUUUUUUUUUAUAGGCAUACAUUAUAGGAUGUCAUCUGUUAUUUGUUUAUGUUGUCUAUGAUAAAUUCAUCUCAGAAUUGUGCAGACCUAAAGGAAUAAAUCAGACAUUGUUGAACUAUGUACAUUGGUGGAAAUAUUUAUAAACAUACUACUCCAUUUGUAUUUUGAUUUCUUUUGUUUGAGCUGAUUUUAAUUUCAUUAUCAUAUCCACUCCAUCAUUAAAGAGAGAACAGAG